GACUCAGAAACACCCAUCAGAAUAGAGAAAAAAGUUUAGUGUGGUUCAUCUCACUGAAGAGGAGUGGCGGCACCUAUACAUAACCUCCUUGGUGAAUACUUCCGGUCCAUCAGGCUACUGAAUAUUCAAGUAAAUGUGGACAGCAUAUAGGUCCGCUUGAGAGUGAGGCCAGGGCGGGUCCUGCCGGCGCGCCACCCUCAGCACAGUCCCGCAGCAGGACUGACGCCGCCUCCCUCCCUUCGUCCAAACAUCCGGAAGUUUUCUGCGUUGUUCGGAGGUCUUUAUGAGGACAUAGUACAGACAGACUAGAGAUAGAGCAGCAGCAGCAGCAGAAGCAGACGCCCGAGUGAGUCCCGGCGAACAGCUGAUCAGCGCGCAGGUCAGCAGCGCCCCGACCCGCCUCCGUCAGGCUACCAGUGUUCCUACCACCACCAGUAGGAGCUGAAGGAUGGAGGCGCUAAUCCCCAUUAUAAAUAAACUUCAGGAUGUGUUCAAUACCGUGGGGGCGGACUCCCUGCAGCUGCCGCAGAUUGUGGUGGUUGGUUCUCAGAGUGCAGGGAAGAGCAGUGUGCUUGAGAGCCUGGUGGGACGAUCCUUCCUGCCCCGAGGCACUGGCAUUGUGACGCGACGGCCCCUUGUGCUGCAGCUGGUCUACACCACAUCAGAGGACAAUCAACACCGCUCGGCUGAGACAGGCACCUUGGAUUUGGAAGAAUGGGCUCAGUUCCUUCACAUUAAAGACAAAGUCUUUACCGACUUCACUGAAGUUCGGAAAGAAAUUGAGCGGGAAACAAGCCGAGUGGCUGGAGACAACAAGGGAAUAUGCAGCGAGCCAAUACGUCUCAAGAUCUACUCUGAUAAAGUUGUCAAUUUAACUGUAGUGGAUCUGCCAGGAUUAACAAAGGUGCCAGUUGGGGACCAGCCUGAAGACAUAGAAUUGCAGAUCCGUGACCUCCUCCUCUAUUACAUCAGCAACCCAAACUCCAUCAUUCUGGCUGUGUCCUCUGCUAACAUGGACAUGGCAACUUCAGAGAGCCUUAAGAUGGCCAAGGAGGUGGAUCCCGACGGCCGACGAACACUGGCAGUCAUCACCAAGCUGGAUCUGAUGGAUGCUGGGACUGAUGCAAUUGACAUCCUGUGUGGUCGAGUCAUUCCUGUGAAAUUGGGAAUCAUUGGAGUGGUGAACAGGUCUCAACAAGACAUCAUUGACAGCAAGUCCAUAAAGGAGGCGCUGGCAGAUGAGGCAGCAUUCCUACAACGAAGAUACCCAACCCUGGCUAACCGUAAUGGCACGCCCUAUCUUGCCAAGACUCUCAACAGACUCCUCAUGCACCACAUUCGAGACUGCCUCCCAGAACUUAAGACACGGGUGACUAUGAUGAUGUCCCAGUUCCAGUCCCUGCUCAGCAGCUAUGGGGAUGAUGUACAAGACAAGGCCCAGACUCUCCUUCAGAUCAUCACAAAGUUCAAUGCUGCUUACUGCCAGACCAUUGAAGGCACUGCCAGAAAUAUUGAAACCACAGAACUCUGUGGUGGUGCCCGGAUUUGCUACAUUUUCCAUGAGACUUUUGGUCGUACACUGGACUGUAUCCACCCACUUGCUGGCCUGACACAGAUGGAUAUUCUCACAGCCAUACGUAAUGCUACAGGGCCGAGACCUGCCUUGUUUGUACCUGAGGUGUCCUUUGAACUGCUGGUGAAGAGACAGAUCCGAAGAUUAGAAGAGCCAUCUCUCCGCUGUGUUGAGCUUGUUCAUGAAGAAAUGCAGAGAAUCAUUCAGUUUUGUGGAACUGAGGUUCAGCAGGAGAUGCUGCGCUUCCCCAAGCUGCAUGAGAAGAUUGUUGAUGUGGUAACUCAGCUUCUGAGGAGACGCUUGCCACCCACCAAUGACAUGGUUGAAAACUUGGUGGCCAUCGAGUUGGCUUACAUCAACACCAAACAUCCAGACUUCCAAAGCAAUGCCUCUCUGGUGUCGUCACUGCUGGGAGAGGAAGAGAAGGCACGCUCCAUUCCUGUCCGGCGCAGCCAUGGCAAUGCACCCUCAACGUAUGAACAAGAAAUAAGGGAGCAGUCCAAGACCCAGAGUUUGCAGAACAUCCAGAGGUACGUGGGAGAUCAACCCCUUCCCCGACCCAUGGCACUGGAAGGCCACCCAUCACAACCCACAAGCAAAGACCAGGCCAACACCCAGAACUGGUUCUCGUCUCUGAUAGCUGGGCCCCGAGCAGAGCACACAGAGCCCAGCAAAGAACAGUCCCAUGAGAACUCUCCCAACAUGACUCCAACUCAUCAGCUUUUGGCUGUGUCAGCAUAUGAGGCUUUCACUAAUCCUUCUGAAGGUGUAGAGGCAGAGAAGUUGCCGCAGCUGCCCCCACCACCAGCUGAGGGUGGCAUCCUGUCCCCACAGAAGCCAGUCAACCUGCUGCCCGAGGUGCCCAUGCAGCAGUCACGCAAGCUCACUGAGAGGGAGACUAAGGAUUGUGAGGUCAUAGAACGCCUCAUCAAGUCCUAUUUCUACAUAGUGCGAAAGAGCAUUCAGGAUAAGGUGCCCAAGGCAGUGAUGCACUUCUUGGUAAACCAUGUGAAGGACAACCUGCAGUCAGAGCUGGUGAAGCACCUCUAUCGCACUGAUGAGAUCGAUACCUUCCUCUCAGAGUCACCAGAAAUCGCCCAGCGCAGGAAGGAGGCAGCUGAGAUGCUUAAGGCAUUGCAGCAUGCAAAUGUUAUCAUCGGUGAAAUUCGGGAAACCCACAUGUGGUAGAGGCGCAGUGCACACAGAGGCCUUCACUUGUCAAGCAUCUGUGUUACACAGCACAGGAAUAUUCAUAUACAACACCCCAGAUAAAUUAAUGUAUAUCAGAUGCAGUCUUUGAGUUUUCUAUAUUUGUUUAUUUCUUACAACCAUUCAUUCUUAACUGGAGAGAAUUUUAUAUUUUAAAUCAAAGAUUUUUUUAUAUGCUUUAUGGAAUUGAGAAGUAAAGUUCAUGUCCUAGAUCUCAUGUGUUAACCUUUAUGCAAAACUACAGACAUGAUUUUUACCAUGAUUCGUUUUAAAAACCCUGCCAACACAUUUAAGUUUGAUACAUAAGAUAACCAAAUUAUUCACACAAAGACAUGUACAUACAACCUGCUUGCUUAUUUCACAUGACUGCAGAACUACCACUUAAUCCAUAAUACUGUUAGGUAACUCAUUCGCCCAAGUAAUGUGUAGGCAAUCCUGUAUCUUGAUUCUUGUAAGUGCUGAUGGUAUAUACUACUACAUACAUGUACAUAUUGGUCAUAUUUUUAUGCACUUUAACUUUUGUCUCAAAAACUGUGUAAAUAGUAGGUUAAUUUCCCGUUUGUUAAAUUGUUUUAGUACUAAGAACAAAUAUUAUUACCAGGAACCAUAAGUGAAGGAACUGACACCCUGACCUGUAGCCACCCACGAUAUUAGCGGCCCCUCAAGAACCCUUUAGGUGUGGUGGUCUGAAGUCUGAAGCAAUAGAUAAACUGGGGAAAAACAGCAGAUGAUUGCUUGGUUGAGGGAAAUUGACACAGGAAUUUUAAGGACUGAUUAAAGGGAUUUUGUAUUUAUGUAUGCAUGUAUGUAUGUGUGUAAGGUUGUAUGGUAGUGGUUAUUUUUUAAGAAUAUUUUUAGCUCACAACAGUUUUCUUCAGUCAAGCCAUCAGUCGGCUAAUUUCACAUACGUACUUAGACAGGGGCUCUUUGUGGAUAUAGAUAGUUAAAGUAAACCUUGAUGUUUUCAGAGUCUAAAGUUGAAUAUAUGAUUAAAGUUUAAGGAUGUAUCUUUGUAAUAGUGGUGUUUUCUUUGGUGACAUAAGAGUGUAUGCAAUAUGCUGCCAGCAGUGCUCAGGGGUGACAUGGUUCCACUGCAAUGAACAAAGUCUUCUUAAAAGUGUUGUAUGUAAAGAUAAUCAUGAAAGUGAAGACUCUUUAGUUCACUCUUCCCUGAGCUUCAUCGAGUGCAUGAAGCGACACAACUCUUCACUGUAUAAAAUAAAGGCUUCAUUUCA
Messenger RNA from Scylla paramamosain (green mud crab), 4017 nucleotides. RefSeq names its product dynamin-1-like protein (gene Drp1). Gene Ontology annotation, biological process: mitochondrial fission. Bases 449 to 2761 code for a protein of 770 amino acids. The transcript is spliced from 18 exons. NCBI's taxonomy places the organism in Eukaryota, Metazoa, Arthropoda, Malacostraca, Decapoda, Portunidae. The record is from RefSeq and is a predicted model, not a curated record. Gene Ontology annotation, molecular function: GTP binding; GTPase activity; microtubule binding. Gene Ontology annotation, cellular component: cytoplasm; mitochondrion; microtubule.